Thrips palmi is the source of this 1224-nucleotide messenger RNA. RefSeq names its product serine/arginine repetitive matrix protein 2-like. The transcript is spliced from 2 exons. The coding region runs from base 106 to 1125 and encodes 339 amino acids. NCBI's taxonomy places the organism in Eukaryota, Metazoa, Arthropoda, Insecta, Thysanoptera, Thripidae. The record is from RefSeq and is a predicted model, not a curated record.
CUCCCCACCCCCCACCCCCCCUCCCGCUAGCCGCAGUCGAGAGCAAAAUAAAACAAGAAAACACGCAGAGAAGCACAGAGCAAAGCAGCUGACGGACGGAGAACGAUGGUCCGGUCGAACGAGCGGACCAGGGGCAGAAGUCGAAGCCGGAGCCCCAGGCCGUCGUCUGCCAGCUACAGGCGAGGCAGCGACAGACAUCGGCGCAGCCGGAGCCGCUCGCCGCGACGCCGGCGAAGCCCAAGCCCUUCGUGGGGCCGGUCGAGGCGGUCGAGGCGUCGACGCAGCCCUUCCAGGCGCGACAGUCCUCGCAGGGCGCCGUCGACGUCGAGGUCCAGCAACGGCUACCGCGACAGUCACUCCACCUCGUCGACGUCGAGACGCGGCGACGCCAGGGACAGGGACUCGGCGGCCCCGAGGCACCCGAAGAGAGGGCGCCACAGCCCGGUGCGCGCCCCGGACUGCUGGGACGUGCGGGGACCCCGGCCGACCCUCGUCGCCCCAGUGCCAGCCCCGCCCGCCAGGGUCGCCGUCAGGGAGGACGAGGCCCACCUUCGCCCCUUGGAGCCCGUGGCCACCGCGCCGCAGGGGCGCCUGCAGCUGUCGUCGGUGGUGCACCCCGCCACCGCCUCAGAGGCCGACGAGGAGGACGACCUCGACGACGAGGAAGACGACGUGGACGACGUGGAGCCGCCCUUGGAGCGCCCCCGCGGCUCCCGCAUCGCCAUGCAGUGCCGUGGCCGGUCGUGGUCGCCCACGCGCCCCCUGAGCCCACUGCGCUGCAGCAUCACCUCGUGGCGCGACGGCGGCCGCGUCGUCCGGACCGUGGGCCCCGCGGGGCAGCAGGAGGAGGAGGAGCGCACCACGGACAGCGCCGAGCGCUUCAGGCAGGCCAUGAACAUCGAGCGGCGCGUCAAGUUCCGCGUGACGCUCAACGGCAGGUCCAGGAAGGGGCGGCGCCGGGACGGCCGGGACGCGCCCCGAAUGUUGCCGCCCGACCCGGCGGUCGCCCUGGCCGCCGCCAGCUUCAUGGACAGGAUGGACGCGGGCGUGGCCGCCGCCAAGAGGCGGCUCCGGGAGAACGCGCUGCAGGCCACCGACGCCCACCGCAACAAGCCUUGGUCCUGACGUCCUGACCUGUUGCGCUCCUGUAAUCUGUGAUUUUUUUCAGAAUUGUUUUUUCUUCAAGCUACCAAUAUGAUUAAACUUGAGUUAUGAUUAGUUCAA